GCGGAGAGGGGUGCUGGGCGCGCGCCAACGCCGCCGCUGCCGCCGGGGACAGCCCGGAGGUGGGGAGCCAGUGACCGUGGCGGGUCCCGGGAACGUUAAACUCUCAAGUUGGGCAUUGGGACCUUUUGUCACAAGGAGCAAUGCUGCCCCGAUGGGAACUGUCUUUGUACCUGCUUGCUUCUCUAGGCUUCCACUUCUACUCUUUCUUCGAAGUUUACAAAGUCUCCAGAGAACAUGAAGAGCAACUUGACCGAGAAUUUGACCUGGGGACUGGCAUUUUAUUUGGAGGAUUAAAGAAGGACCGGACUGACUUUGAGUGGAGCUUCUGGAUGGAGUGGGGGAAGCAGCAGCUGGUGUGGCUUCUCCUUGGCCACGUGGUUGUGUCUCAAAUGGCCAACCAGAUUGCAAGGAAGCACAGACCCUGGAUCCUCACGGCCUAUGGAAUGUGGGCCUGCUGGUGUGUGCUGGGGAUCCCAGGAACGGCCACGAUUUUUCUCCACACCCUCAUCUCCUUCUGCGUAGCCCAGUUCCGGUCGUUGUUCCUAUCAUGGCUCUGUUCGCUCCUCCUGCUCUCCACACUGAGGCUGCAAGAUGUGGAAGAAAUUAAGAGAGGGUGGUACAAGACAGAAAACGAGUACUACUUGCUGCAGUUCACGCUGACCGUUCGCUGCCUGUACUACACCAGCUUCAGCCUCGAGUUCUGCUGGCAGCGGCUGCCCGCUGGCGGCACCUUCUCCUUUCCCUGGAUGCUGGCCUAUGUCUUCUAUUACCCGGUCUUCCACAACGGGCCCAUCCUCGGCUUCCGGGAGUUCAUCAGACAGAUGCAGCAGCAGGAGCACGGCCCGCUGAAGUUCAGCCUUCCCGUCCUCGCCCGGGGGCUGGGCCGCCUCUUCUGUGGCUGGUGCUUGGCGGAGCUGAUGGUCCACCUCAUGUACAUGCACGCCAUCUACAGCAGCGCCCCGCUCCUGGGGGCCGUCUCCUGCUGGACCUUAGGAGGACUGGCAUUGGCCCAAGUGCUCUUUUUCUAUGUGAAGUACCUGGUGCUUUUCGGCGUCCCAGCUCUGCUCAUGCGCCUGGAUGGACUCACGCCUCCCCCGCUUCCUCGCUGUGUGAGCACCAUGUUCAGUUUCACAGGGAUGUGGAGGUAUUUUGAUGUUGGACUGCAUGAUUUCUUAAUCAGGUAUGUGUACAUUCCAGUGGGCGGGUCCCAGCAUGGCCUUCUGGGGACAUUGUUUUCCACUGCAAUGACUUUUGCAUUUGUGAGCUACUGGCAUGGUGGGUACGACUACCUCUGGUCCUGGGCAGCACUCAACUGGCUGGGAGUCACCGUGGAGAAUGGAGUCCGGAGGCUUGUGGAGACCCCGUGGGUCCAGGACUUCUUGGUCCGGUUCCUCUCCCCACAAGCUCGCCGUCGAUGCCACGCCGCCCUAGCGUCUUGUUCCACCUCCAUGCUGAUCUUGUCCAACCUGGUGUUCCUCGGGGGCAAUCAAGUCGGGAAGAUCUACUGGAACAGGAUCUUCAUACAAGGCUGGCCGUGGGUGACCCUCUCUGUCCUGGGAUUCCUGUACUGCUACUCUCACGUGGGCAUCGCCUGGGCUCAGACUUACUCCGUGAACUAAUUAAUGCCACCGGGCCCAGGUCAGCCCUUGCUGCUGGCCUUCGAGGCAAACGGUGCUUCUCCCUGACCUCGCACCCCAAGAUAACCUCCAGGGGAACAGUGCUUGAUCUGCUCAUCUUUUGCUGAAGUUACCUCACUCCAAGACUGGAAGCUUGAGCGUCAUAAAAAAUCGACAUCCAGAGAGUCUUCUAACUCUGGGGACUGAGAGAUCAUCUCCCCCCACCAUCACUUCCUGUUGAGUAAGCUGGGGUCCAGAGCGCUAGUGCCUUGCCCAGCUGCACAGGGCGACCUCGUGGUCUAGAACCCAGUCCCAAGGGCCCUUUGGGUUCUUUCUCCUUUACCAAGAAUUAAAUGUAAUGGACAUUUCUUGAUUGAGGCACAAAAAUCCUGACCAGUGCUGGGCCUGUCCUCCGCUGGGCAGUAUUUCUGAAAUGUUUUGGUGACCCCUUCCUUCCCCACAUCCUGCAGUGUGGUCUCUAGAACCAGCACUGGGGUUUGAGCUUCCAGCAGGGAAGUGACAAAGCCACAGCUUUGUUUCUAAUAACCCAGUCAGAGAAGAUACGAUAUGAUCUGUCAUAUUCCAAGGAGUCGGUACCCAAGGAGCCUUGUUAUUUGAACUUCAUCAAGGGCCAUCUGCAUUUGGCUGCUUGUUCUUUAGAUUUGCAGAGCAGUAUAAACAUGACAGUGCUUCUACCCGACAGUUAAUUGUUCCCACAUAAAGAAGCAGAAUAGCGUGUCCACAGACAGGUGCUGGCAGGCGCAUCCCAAACGGUGAGGAUGGCUCCCUGUGGUCUUUUCUUCACGCAGGUCCCACUGUCAUCUUCCCACUCAGUGGUUUACAUUCAGUGAUUUUCAUUGUUUUGUUUCCAAUAAAAUGGAGCCAUUUCUAUCACAUAGCUAAUUCA
This is a messenger RNA of Pteropus alecto (black flying fox), 2523 nucleotides long. RefSeq names its product hedgehog acyltransferase (gene HHAT). Gene Ontology annotation, cellular component: endoplasmic reticulum. The coding region runs from base 141 to 1619 and encodes 492 amino acids. Lineage: Eukaryota; Metazoa; Chordata; Mammalia; Chiroptera; Pteropodidae. The transcript has 12 exons. The record is from RefSeq and is a predicted model, not a curated record. Gene Ontology annotation, biological process: protein palmitoylation. Gene Ontology annotation, molecular function: palmitoyltransferase activity.